This is a messenger RNA of Arabidopsis lyrata subsp. lyrata, 859 nucleotides long. Its product is annotated as putative dual specificity protein phosphatase DSP8. Lineage: Eukaryota; Viridiplantae; Streptophyta; Magnoliopsida; Brassicales; Brassicaceae. The record is from RefSeq and is a predicted model, not a curated record. Gene Ontology annotation, molecular function: phosphatidylinositol-4,5-bisphosphate 5-phosphatase activity. The transcript is spliced from 3 exons. The annotation marks the transcript as partial.
GGUUGAGUAGAGAUUAGCCGAAUCAAUUCUCGAUCCCCAAAUUUCGAAACUUGUUCUUAGGGCUUUGCUCUCGAUUCCUCUCUUCGAUCGUUGGCGAUUUGAUUUCUAUCUAUCGGUGAUCGGAUUUUUUCAGAGUCUUCUCCGUCUCGUCGUUGCCGGCGUCUGAUCGGAUCAUCGUUUUGUUCAGGCGAAAUAUGGUGGUGAUUUCCCUGAAGAUUUUGAAUUCGAAAUUUCUCAGAUUGCUUCCGCUUGACUUUAUCGCGAUUUCGAUUACGUGUAGACUUUCUUCUUGGCUUUGUCUUCGAAUCCUAUAAUUAACCAUUUAGGAGUUUUCGUUUUGUGUUUUGAUGGUCUUGUGAAUAAUCGUGUCUGGUGUAUAUAAAGACUGGUGAUUAUUAGGGUUUGGGACGAGAGUAGAUUGCUUUGGGAUCUCUAGAUCUUUGACUGAGGAAUAUGUAUAUCGAAGAACUGACAGAAAGGGAAGAGGAGGAGAAGGGGGAGAGAUCGGUUGAGGAUCACGUUGCUGAUGGAGAUAAGGCGAUUUUGGUUAGCAGAGGAAACGUGAUUGUGUUGACUACAAAGAGGGCACUCGUUGGUGUUGGUGCUCGUGCCUUGUUUUAUCCUACUCUGAUUUACAACGUUGUUAGGAAUAAGCUCGAGACUGAGUUUCGCUGGUGGGAUCGAGUUGCUGAGUUUAUAUUACUGGGAGCUGUUCCAUUCCCAUCUGAUGUUCCACAGCUGAAAGAGCUCGGUGUUUGUGGAGUGAUCACUCUGAAUGAGCCAUAUGAAACUUUGGUUCCAUCGUCUCUCUACAAAUCUUACUGCAUUGACCACCUGGUGAUUGCCACAAGGGAUUAUU